CUGGCAGUUGCUUAGGUGCAGCCAGUGCAGUGUGAGGAAGGGACGGCAAGUCAGUCUGGCAAUGAAGGGAUGUCUCUCCAUUCCGGUACUGUGGCUGCUUCUCCUUACAAUUCAGGACAUUGCAGGUGCUGAUGAGCUGAGGCUGGUGAAUGGAGGCAGCCCCUGUGCUGGGAGAGUGGAGGUUAAACACCAGGAUCAGUGGGGGACGGUGUGCGAUGAUCGCUGGGGCAUGGCAGAUGCUCGAGUUGUUUGUAAGCAGUUGGGAUGUGGAUCUGCUGUCAGUGCCCCUGACCUGGCUCAUUUUGGACCAGGAUCUGGACCAAUUUGGCUGGAUGAAGUUUCCUGUGAUGGUACCGAGUCUGCUCUCUGGUACUGCAGGAACGAGGGAUGGGGUCAGAGUGACUGCGAUCAUGGAGAGGAUGCUGGAGUGACCUGUUCAGGACACAUUGAGCUCCAGCUGGUUGGAGGGGACAAUGCCUGCUCAGGACGUGUGGAAAUAAGGCAGAAAGACACCUGGGCUACAAUCUGUGAUGCACACUUUGAUCUCAAAGCUGCCAGUGUUAUCUGUAAUGGACUACAAUGUGGAACAGCUCUAACUGUCCCAGGAGGAACUCACUUUGGAAAAGGUCAUGGACCGAUCUGGACUGAGGAAUUCCAGUGUGUAGGGAAUGAGUCACACCCCUGGUACUGUCCCAGGGCACCACACAGGAGUCAGACGUGCUCACAUGCAAAUGAUGCCAGCGCCAUAUGCUCACGGUUCCGGCUGGUGAACGGCAGCACAGCGUGCUCAGGGAGGGUGGAGAUCCAGGUUCUUGGUACCUGGGGAACCCUUUGUGACUCACGCUGGGAUUUACCAGAUGCCAACGUUCUCUGUCAUCAGCUCGACUGUGGAUUCGCUCUAUCGGCUCCAGGAGAAGCGUAUUUUGGGAAGGGAACUGGCUCUGUCUGGACUGACACAUAUCACUGUAAAGGGACUGAAACCCAUUUGGGCCAUUGCCCUGUUACUGCCCUGGGGGUCUCUCAGUGCUCACACGACAAUGAUGCCAGUGUGAUUUGCUCAGGUCGCUCUGAAUCGCUCAGACUGCUGAAUGGAGAGAGUCGGUGCGACGGGAGAGUUGAAAUUUCCCUCCGUGGUGUGUGGGGCAGAGUCCUGGAUGACCAGUGGGACAUGAACGAUGCCAGUGUGGUGUGCAGGGAACUCCAGUGCGGAGUCGCUGAGAAAGCUUAUAACCCCCAUAAGUCUGAGCGAGGAACAGGCUCCGUGGGGCUGAGAAGGGUCCAAUGUGCAGGAAAUGAGACUCGUCUGACUCUCUGUGACAACUCCACGUCUGAGACAGCCCAGGCAGGAAUUGCUGAGGACGUCGGUGUUGUUUGCUCAGGGAGCAGGCGGAUCAGACUGGUGAAUGGGGCAGGUCGCUGUGCUGGGAGAGUGGAGAUUUAUUACAACGGCAGCUGGGGGACAGUCUGUGAUGAUUUGCUGGACCGUACGACGCAGUGUUGUUGCAAACCGGGAUGUGGACAUGCCAUCAAUGCAACUGUCUCUGCUCAUUAUGGCAAGGAUCCGGGCAGAUCUGGCUGGAUAUUGAACUGCUCUGGAAAUGAACUGAUCUCGGGCAGGUCCUUCAGCGGCUGGGGCCAGCAUAACUGCAGACACAAAGAGGAUGCCGGAGUUCUCUGCUCAGAGUUCACAGAUCUGAGGCUGGUGAGCGACAGUGACUGUGCUGGGCGUCUGGAGGUUUUCUACAAUGGGACAUGGGGCAGUGUUUGCUCCAAUGGGAUGUCUCAAGUCACCGCAGCAAUUGUCUGCAAACAGCUGAACUGUGGGGACGGAGGGUAUAUUGCAGGAGUCUCAGAAUAUGGAAAGGGUCCCACAUGGCUGGACCACGUUAGAUGCAGUAAGCAGCACAGCUCCCUCUGGCAGUGCCCAUCAGACCAAUGGAAUCCAAAGUCAUGUGAUAACCGAGCAGAAGAGACCCAUAUUUCUUGCACUGACCAGGAGAAGUUACGUGUCAUGGGAGGAGAGGACAGAUGCUCGGGGAGAGUGGAGGUUUGGUACCGAGGAUCCUGGGGAACAGUUUGUGAUGACUCCUGGGACAUGGAAGAUGCUAACGUUGUGUGUAAACUACUGGGCUGUGGAUCUGCUAUAUCUGCCCCGGGCAAGGCUGCAUUCAGCGAGGGGACUGGUCCCAUCUGGGUGGAGACAUUGAAUUGCCGAGGGACAGAGUCAUCUCUCUGGGACUGUCCUGCCAAGCCCUGGGGUGAGAGUAACUGUGACCAUAAGGAAGAUGCUGCUGUGAAUUGCUCAGGUGUGACAGAGAGGACAGAUUCUCCAAAUACCCAAGUUCUUCCACGCCGUCCUCCGACUGACAGUGGUAGAGUCACGGUGCCCGUGGUUGUCUGCAUUAUCCUGGGGGCCCUGCUCUGCCUGGUCUUAAUCAUCCUGGGGGCACAGGUGCGAAGUGCCAGGGCACAGCGCAGAGGUUCCAGAAGACCCUUGGAUUCCUUCUCUGAGGCUGUGUAUGAGGAGAUUGAUUAUAACCUGAUGAGAGAGAAGCAGGAGAUGUUCAGUCGCUCAGUCUCCUAUUCAGAUGACUCAGUGGCAAAGCUGCAGUAUUACACCGGGGACAGCGAGGGGGAAAAUGACCCUGGAUCAGAACAAGAGAGAGCUUCCCCAGGGGGGUCUCAGUUGGAUUAUGAUAACGUGGAGGAGCCUGCCUUGAACAACGUCCCCCAGACUUUAGAUGGACGAGAUGCCCCUGCCCUGCCUGGAGAUGUCCCAGGGGAUGGUUAUGAUGAUGCCAGAGAAGUGUCUGACCCUGAAGAUGACCCUGGUUUGUGGCAGAAUGAUGAGGAAGGCACUGGGGUGAGUGACAGGAACAGGGAUUCACAGACAGGCAGGAUUCUGCACUCUCUAGGGAAUGAAAGUGUCUCUGCGACAGAGAAAGAAACCCUGUUCCUGCCUCCUGGAGACACAAAUUAUGAUGAUGUGGGACACAGUGACUCUGAGGGAUCAGUGCUGGGCAGUGUGCAGUUUGAGAACAUGAACACCUACUCCAAAAGGGGAAUUCUUUACUUUGGACAGCUCAAGCUAGUACAGGAGGACAACUCUCCCAUCGCGAAUGACACUGUCCAGCUGAAGCUCAAUGGAAAGAAGGUGGGCAACUACACCGCAGCUGAGAAUGGCACCGUUCAGUUUUCUAUCAACACGUCUGAGCUCUUCUUCAAUCCUGAUUUCAACCUGAGACUGUGCUGCCAGUACAAGGCGAUCACUGUGCAUUAUGUCCUGAACAAAGAAGGGAACGAGGAGGCCACCAGUGCAAAUUUCUCCUAUGUGGUGAUGGCGAAAGGUGUGAUUGUCAGGAAUGGCCAACAGCAAGUCAGAUUCAAUGGAGUCAGCAAGGAGCUGGUUCCUGUUGCCAGAAUGCUGCUCUACACUGUGCAAUCUGCUGGGGAGCUGGUGGCUGAUAGCACCAGAUUCCAGAUUGAGAAGUGCUGCAGGAACAAACCUUUUUUCAUUGACCUCAUCCUGCCCUACUCCAUAAUGGAUGGGAAAGACUUCCUCCUUACGGCCAUCUUCAACUACCUGGAAAAAAGCGAUAUCCUGGGCACAGCCAUGCAGAACCUGCAGCAGCUUCUCCAGAUGGCCUUUGGCUGUGGGGAGCAGAACAUGGUCCUGUUUGCUCCCAACAUCUACGUCCCGGACUAUCUGAAUAAGAUGGGGCAGCUGAGCAAGGAGACCAAAUCCAAGGCCACUGGAUACUUAGUCAGCGGUUCUGGGAUGUCUUUUGUGUUAAUAAAUGAAUCUUUCCUUUUUCCUUGUUUCAAGCUUCAGGAUGAUGGUAUGGUGAUGCAGGUGGAAACCAAGAACAACCAUGGCCUCUUCAACUUGGAGAGUACCUCACAGAAGAAUAUUGCUUUCUCUUUCUCAGCUGAGCAAGAACUUCCUGUGUUCAACAUCAAACCAGCUUCAGUGCUGAUCUAUGAUCACUAG
Chelonoidis abingdonii (Abingdon island giant tortoise) is the source of this 3991-nucleotide messenger RNA. Lineage: Eukaryota; Metazoa; Chordata; Testudines; Testudinidae. The record is from RefSeq and is a predicted model, not a curated record.